GUCAACGAUUUCAUGUUUGAACAACAAAGAAGGACGUUUUCCACUUUCGCACGAGAUGCUCACUAUAUUUUAAUAGGGUAUGCGUUAGACCAUCUGUGGACAGCAGUCAAGUCUCAUCGAGCAGCUACAUAGGAGCAGUGGAGGAAGCAGAGAAAAAGAAAGGGAUGACCGUGUUUGAGUCGGGCCUAAAGAAGGAGAAGAGGAAGCGUGUGAAAGGGGGAGACGCAUCAGAGAUCGACAGCUUCUUGGGGCCCUGGGCCAAGUAUCAGGAUGAGAAGGACGUGGCCAAACCUUCAGAAGAGGAGCAGAAGGAGCUGGACGAAAUCACGGCAAAGAGGCAGAAAAGAGGCAAGAAUGAGGAAGAGGCCUUUGCUGAGGAGAAAACCAUUCUACACGUCAAAGACGCGUAUGACUACCAGGGCCGCUCUUACCUGCACGUCCCGCAGGACAUGGGCAUUAACCUACGCUUGGCGGAAAUACCCGACAAAUGUUACCUGCCCAAGAAGCAGCUGCACGUCUGGACCGGGCACACCAAGGGUGUCAGCGCCAUUCAGUUGUUUCCUGGGUCUGGCCACCUGCUUCUCUCCUGCUCUAUGGACUGUAAGAUCAAGCUUUGGGAAGUCUACAGUGACAGGAGGUGCUUACGGACAUUUAUUGGUCACAGUAAGGCAGUGCGCGACAUCUGCUUCAACAACGCUGGAACUCAAUUCCUCAGCGCCGGUUACGAUCGCUACCUCAAGCUGUGGGACUCUGAGACAGGUCAGUGCAUCUCCAGGUUCACUAACAGGAAAGUCCCCUACUGUGUAAAGUUUAACCCAGACGAGGACAAACAAAGCCUGUUUGUUGCCGGAAUGUCGGACAAGAAGAUUGUGCAGUGGGACAUCCGCUCUGGGGAGGUGGUGCAGGAGUAUGACCGCCACCUGGGAGCCGUCAACACCAUCACGUUUGUGGACGAGAACCGCCGCUUCGUCAGCACCUCCGAUGACAAGAGCUUGCGCGUGUGGGAGUGGGACAUUCCAGUGGAUUUCAAGUACAUUGUGGAGCCCAGUAUGCAUUCGAUGCAUAUCAGCACUUCAGUUCAGCGUGAGGUUCCUCUGAAGAAAGAGGCGUGGUUUUGCGUAGACACUGUAGCUGUGCUAGAGACUGAAAUGUGCAUGCUCAAGCACUCUCAGCAGGCUAAACCAAUAGCACACCACGUUUGGCUCGUCCCCGCCCACCUCGAACCCCGCCCAAUGCAGGUGGACCUCAAGAAGCAGGAGGCCUACAGAAUGCAAAACUCCUUCCAGGACCAGAUUCUCUAG
Molecule: messenger RNA, 1301 nt
Organism: Electrophorus electricus (electric eel)
Lineage: Eukaryota; Metazoa; Chordata; Actinopteri; Gymnotiformes; Gymnotidae
Source: RefSeq, a predicted model, not a curated record